AUGUUGUCUCAAAAACGUUCUAAAAAUGUACUUACAAGCCCAUAUUUUAUACCAAAAAAUUUUACUAAACCUUCUCAGGAUUUAUUGAUUCGAAAAGAUUGUUUUAUUAAUAAUCGACUGUCAUUGAAUUCACUUAAUGCAGUAUAUUAUCCAAUAACAAAAAACGAUCGUAAAGCUUUUAAAAAUCCAAAAACUAGUAGAAAUGUGACAGAAUUCCAAUUUAAAGUAUAUGAUCUUUGCUCUCAGAUCCCUGAAGGAUAUGUUUCGACAUAUAGAAUGAUAGCAACAGCUCUAUCAUCAUCACCACGUGCAGUUGGAGGUGCACUCCGUGUAAAUCCUUUUGCUCCUUUACCAGUACCAUGUCAUCGCGUAAUUGCUUCAAAUUUUUUUAUUGGUGGAUUUGAUGGUGAAUGGUUUGGGCGUGAUGAUAAAUCUCGCAGUAAAAAAGAAAAAUAUAGAAGUGAAAAAAUUGAUCGUAAAUCGGAAAGAUUAGCUAAAGAAGGGAUUUUGUUUGAUAAUGAAGGUUGGUUAAUUGAAUGGCAAAGAUCGUCUCAGAUUUUUAAUGAUUUUGAUGUUUCAAAAUUAUCUUGA
This is a messenger RNA of Funneliformis mosseae, 591 nucleotides long. The record is from the annotation of a GenBank genome assembly. NCBI's taxonomy places the organism in Eukaryota, Fungi, Glomeromycota, Glomeromycetes, Glomerales, Glomeraceae.